Messenger RNA from Cuscuta campestris, 3741 nucleotides. The record is from the annotation of a GenBank genome assembly. NCBI's taxonomy places the organism in Eukaryota, Viridiplantae, Streptophyta, Magnoliopsida, Solanales, Convolvulaceae.
AUUUUGUUCCCAGAAAAGUUUUUUGGGUUGAAAUCUACCGACGUCUUCCGGCGAUAUGUAGAAAGCCGCCGGUGCUUGGCGGCUACAGCGAAUGCGAUUAGAGCUCGUCCACAGCAAUGGAAGUCAUUCGCCUUGGUUGCGGACUGCCACAGCCUAAUCCUCUCAGAAAUACUCCUCCGCCACAGGGACAGAGAUGGAGCCUCUCUGGCUCCGCCACUUCCCGAUCGCUUUCAAGGCUCUCUCCCCAAUCCGGCGCUUCAUUAACAAGUGUUUUCAGGAAAGGUUCCUCAACUUCUGCCAUUUUUCUUCCUUUUCUCCAACAAGAGGAAGAAGAAGAUGAUGACGAGGAUGAAGAUGGAGUGGCUGUGGUGGAAGAAGAAGAGGAAGAAGAAAACAAAGAAGAAUUGUCGAGUUUAAAAUUGAAUGACCCAAUAAUGAAUUUCUUCAAGACUAGGGUAGAGGAUCCGAACACCGGUUCUGACCCGGAUCGUCUAGGCAAAUUCUCCCUCGGCAAGAAGCGCAAAACAUCAUGGCACCUAUCCCAAUCAACUGGUUCAAGUCUAAAAAGUGAUGAAGUAGAAGAAGAAAAUGACGAUGCUCCCAAAAAUGUGGAACUCCUAACAAUUACAAGAGUUGAGGGCGUUGUCGGUGAAAUACUGGAAAGAGCCAAGACAUUACCAGAAAAUGUGACAUUAGGAGAGGUACUAGGGGAGUUUGAGGGGAGAAUCCGGGAGAGAGAAUGUGUGGAGGUGUUGGGGUUGCUGGAGAAGGAGGGACUGAUCAAGUGCUGCCUGUACUUUUUUGAGUGGAUGAGGACGAAUGAGCCUUCACUCCUCUCGCCUCGAGCAUGUACCGUUCUCUUUCCAAUACUUGGAAGGGCCGGGAUGGGAAGAGAAUUAAUGCUUAAAUUCAGAAGCUUGCCUAGUCACAAGCACUUCAGGAAUGUUCGUGUUUAUAAUUCUGCAAUGUCUGGGCUUUUGACCUCUCAGAGGUAUGACGAUGCAUGGGCAAUCUACGAGAUAAUGCAGACACAUAAGAUUAAACCAGAUCAUGUGACCUGUUCCAUGCUGCUCACAGGAAUGAGGAAAGAGAGAAAUACUGCCAAGGAAGCGUGGGAAUUCUUUGAGAAAAUGAACAAGGGAGGGGCCAUGUGGAGUCUUGAAGUUGUAGGUGCCUUAGUUAAAUCUUUUUGUGAUGAGGGGCUCAAGAGGGAAGCCCUGAUUAUACAAUCUGAAAUGGAGAAAAGGGGGAUCUCAUCAAAUGCUAUCAUAUAUAACACUAUAAUGGAUGCCUAUGGUAAAUCAAACCAAAUUGAAGAAGCUGAGGGUAUAUUGGCUGAGAUGAAAGUGAAAGGAGUAACACCCACAUUGUCCACAUAUAACAUUUUGAUGAAUGCAUAUAGCAGAAGGGCGCAGCCUGAGGCUGUUGAAGAGCUGAUUGAAGAGAUGGAAAAUACCGGCUUGGAGCCUAAUGUAAAAUCCUAUACAUGUCUCAUUAGUGCCUAUGGCAGGCAAAAGAAAAUGAGUCACCGGGCUGCAGAUGCAUUCUUGAGAAUGAAAAGGGUUGGUAUAAAACCGAGUUCUCAUUCAUACACUGCUCUUAUACAUGCUCAUUCAGCCAGUGGGUGGCACGAAAAGGCUUAUGUUGCAUUUCAGAAUAUGCGGAGGGAUGGAGUAAAACCAUCGAUACACACUUAUACUGCCUUGCUUGAUGCGUCUCGACGUGCUGGUGACACACAAAGUCUAAAGGAAAUCUGGAAAACGAUGAUCAAAGAUAAAAUUUCAGGGACGAGGGUAACUUUCAAUACACUUCUUGAUGGAUUUGCUAAACAUGGUCAUUAUGUUGAAGCAAGAGACGUUAUAUGUGAAUUUGCAAAGAUUGGUUUGCAGCCCACAGUUAUGACAUAUAAUAUGCUGAUGAAUGCAUAUGCACGGGGAGGGCAAGACUCAAAGCUGCCCCAGCUUCUGCAAGAAAUGGAAGCACACAAUCUAAAACCCGAUUCGGUUACUUAUUCCACAAUGAUCUAUGCAUUUGUUCGCGUUCGAGAUUUCAAAAGCGCAUUUUAUUAUCACAAGCAGAUGGUGCAGAGUGGGGAAGUGCCUGAUGCUGAAUCAUAUCAGAAGCUCAGGACAAUAUUGGAUGCAAAGGCUGCAAUCAAGAAUAAAAAGGAUAGGCGUGCUUUGAAGGGCAUUAUUAAAAGCAGCAUGGGCGUACUACAGAAGCAAAAAAGGAAAAAAGACAAGUUCUGGAAAAACAGAAAAAAUCGAGAAAGAAACUGAAACCGUAGAACAGGUUGAUAUCAACAGAAUGUCUUCUGUUUGGUUUGCUUCUUUAAUCUUUGUUGGAGUAUUAGGAGAGGAUGGGAGGAUCCUUAUCACGUGGAAUGGCUAACAAGAUCCGAGUAGCUGUUAGAGGUAAUUGCUCGAUUUUCCCCUAUUAGCAAGCGUGUCAUUUCUUUGACAUAUUGUUUCAUGUGAGUUCUUUCUAUGACCAACUUUCACACCAUAUGCAUACCUAGUUUACAACAAAAACAACUUAGUAUUACCUAGUUAAUCUAACAAAUAAUUUCUAAAUAUAUUACCAUGUUUUUUUUUGUUAUUUUUGACAAUUUCACAUUGCCAAAAUUUAAAUGUUGUACAUUGGUCAAACAUGAUACGUUUUUUGGGACAGAGGUAGCAUUCCAAUUUAGAAGUAUGUACACUAACCUCAUCAACCCAUUGUGAGUUCUCAUAGCUUGUUUCAUUAAAUGCAUUAAUUUUUAUGAUAACUCAUCUCUCACAUGGUUGUAUAAAAUGUUGUUACCUCACUGAAGGACAUAGUAUGGCCAAGUAUCAUAUAUUCAUAUACCAUAUGGUUCCCAAUUCUUCAUAGUUCAUGCAUGUCCUUGAUUUUGAACCUUUGUUUUUAUCAAUUCCACUUUAAACAUUUGAUUCAAAUGGAAUCGGAUUAUUUGAUGAUCAUGUUCGAGGAUUGAGGGGAGCGUAAAGAUUGCGGUACGUCAUUACUCUCAGCGACCCAAUAUAAACUUCAUGGGUGUUGCAUUCAGUUAUGUUCGAUACAGAAUGAUGUGGUGGGUCAUGUUACACUCAUAAUACACUAUGGACGAGGUGGACACCAUUUCUGCGUGGAUUGUAUGCGACGGUGUCAACCUUGUUGUCAAUUCUUGAGUUAAAAAUACGGAGUAUCAUUUUCCAUGACCCGAUAUGCCACGAUUGAGAUAUGUUAAAGUCACAAACUAAAGUAACAAAAUGCACAAACUUGUCAUUUAUAAAUUUAAAUGUCUUCUUUUGUUUAAUUAUUUGCGAUCAUUUUAUUCUUUUAUUGAAUUCAGAAAUGGCAAGUUUGCAUAUUAUGUGACUUUUUUUGCCUGUGAGUUGUGACUUUAGCUUUUUUUUAAUAUAUACUUUAGCAUUUCUCUUUAUCGGUCCAAAAGGUGGAAUCGCUCACCCAAGAUGCCCCCACCCCCUGGCCCGAUAGGGAUGAUGGAUAAGGUAAAUCAUGGUGACUCAGCCGGCCAAGAACGCUAGACCCAUGCCCACCCGCACAAGGAGCCUCUUCACCCUUUAUGAGAUUUUUGGAUAGCUUCCACACUGCCGCUUGCGGGACUAGAUCCUUGGUUAUCGAUUCAAAAUUUCACGUUCUCGACCAACUGAGCUGCCCGGGAUGAUUGCUGAUUGGGCUAUUCAGAGAAGGCUUGGAUUAUAUUGGGCUUGCCAUAUAGAGUAAAUUUUUUAGUGUUUG